AUGGAAGAAGCAGAGUUGAUAACUAUUUUACAGCUUAGUGGUCGACCGGAUCAGAUUCAACCUGGAAAACCACUUUAUAAAGCUGCAUUUGAACAGAUAUUAACUGAUUCAUUAUUUACCGCCACUAUGGAAUUGCAAACUGCUCAAUAUUUGUUAUCUGCUGAAACUAGCAAAAUAAGUAAAUGUGAAGAAGAAUUGGAGAAAUUAGGGCAAUUAUUUGUUAAACAAGAAGGAAAAUGGCUACUGGGUGGUGGACAUGUUCCAGCUUCUGUAGAUGAGAGAGUGAAAUUUUUAUUGACGAGAUUACAGAAAUAUCACACAAGUGCUGAGAAGUGGCAAUUGGAAGUUGAUAGGCUUAAAAAGGUUAUUGCAAGUGGUAGUGCAUAA
Messenger RNA from Cetraspora pellucida, 387 nucleotides. Lineage: Eukaryota; Fungi; Glomeromycota; Glomeromycetes; Diversisporales; Gigasporaceae. The record is from the annotation of a GenBank genome assembly.